AUGUUUUUGGAGUUUUGGGCAAACGAAGACAUUGUGUCGAAGAAGAGUCGCCGCAAACGUGGGAUCAGCGAUGAGAUGACAGAACAGGCGUUGGAGUCCAUAGUCUUCGGCAAAGAUUCGGAUAUUUUGGAUAAAAUCAGCAAAAAAUGCAAAAACACUGAAUUGAGUGAAAAGAUUGGCUUUUUUGAAGACAGAGCUCCGGAGGAAGUGAAUCGAGUGGUGAUCGACAGCGACAGUGAAGAGUCGGACGAAUCAGACAAUGAUAUUUCAUACACGAAAAGUGAUUUCUUGAGCCGUCGGACGACUGAUGAGGAAGUGUUGAGUAAUGAGACGACGACUGAGAAGAAGAGCGUUUGGAUUGAUUCCGACGAUUACAUCCAAGUGUCGGACGCUAUGAAAGAGUGCAGAAAAUUACCCAAAAGAGUGACGAAUGACGACAAAUACAAAGACUAUUUGGAGAACAAAUUCAAUGAUUUGUAUAAAAAGCCGAAAUGGGCUCAAAUGGACGACAAGGAUGACAGUCAGGACUCGAGCGGCAGUGAUAGCGAUGAAGACGUGAAUCGGACGGCACAGGCCUUCAAAGCCAGGACUCGACGUAUCGAUAGAGGAGUUCUGGCCAUUAAAAAGUGCACUCAUUUGACAAAUGAUCACAAAAUGAAGUCAUCACUAAAUUGUGUUGAAUUUCAUCCGACCUCAACGGUAGGGAUGGUGUCUUCGCCUAACGGUUCCGUUCAUCUAUUUCAAGUCGAUGGCAAAAUCAACGCCAGAAUACAAAGCAUUCAAUUCAAAGACUUUAAGAUAGAAACCGCAAAAUUCAACAAAAGCGGUGAAGAGUUGAUUGUGGGCUCCAAACGAGAGUCCGGUUUCUAUUUCUAUUACGAUAUGAUUUCGGGAAAAAUAGUGAAAAUUCCUUUCGUUAGAGGGAAUCAAAAGUAUUCAUUAGAGAAGUUUGUUCUCUCCAAUGAUCACAAACUCAUUGCUUCCAAAGGAAACAACGGUUUCGUGAAUAUAUUGACCGCAAAAACCAAAGAACACAUCUUUGACCUGAAGAUGAACGGAGAGGUGAUGUCAUUGGCCUUCAGCGACGACUCGAACGUACUGUUGAGUCACGGAAAUGGAGGCAAAGUAUAUGUUUGGGACGUUAGGAACAGACAGUGUAUGAAUAGGUUUGUGGACGAGGGAUGUGUGUCGGGCACAGCCAUCGCACUGUCACACGACUCCAAGUUCUGUUGCACGGGAUCUGAUAUGGGAGUCGUCAAUGUCUACAACUAUAACGAUGUCUUAACACAAUCAGAACCGAAACCAUUAAAAACUAUUAUGAAUUUAACGACAGAAAUAUCACAAUUGAAAUUCAAUCACAGCUCAGAGUUGUUGUUAAUGUCAUCGAAAGAUAAGGAUAACAGCAUUAAAUGCGUUCAUAUGAAGACUUUGACUGUUUAUCCAAACUUUCCGUUUGCGGCCAAAAAUUAUGGUCGAAUUAAUGAUUCAGAUAUAUCUCUGAACAGCGGUUAUAUGACAUUAGCCACGAAUGGCGGAACCGCUCAUCUCUUUAGGUUAACAGAUUUCGGAGACUAUUAA
Medioppia subpectinata is the source of this 1578-nucleotide messenger RNA. Lineage: Eukaryota; Metazoa; Arthropoda; Arachnida; Sarcoptiformes; Oppiidae. The record is from the annotation of a GenBank genome assembly.